This is a messenger RNA of Hyalella azteca, 2393 nucleotides long. RefSeq names its product inhibitor of growth protein 3 (gene Ing3). Bases 135 to 1331 code for a protein of 398 amino acids. NCBI's taxonomy places the organism in Eukaryota, Metazoa, Arthropoda, Malacostraca, Amphipoda, Hyalellidae. The record is from RefSeq and is a predicted model, not a curated record. The transcript has 3 exons. Gene Ontology annotation, biological process: regulation of DNA-templated transcription. Gene Ontology annotation, cellular component: NuA4 histone acetyltransferase complex.
CAACCAUGCGUCAGAUGCAGGCGUUGGGCGAGACAUAUGGAUACGAACCUCAUGAUGGCAAUUCUAGUGAAAGAAAAAAUUGACUUUGUGAGGUACUAUUAGAAAUCAAACAGUGACAAGUUAAAACAUCAAGUAUGCUUUAUCUUGAAGAUAUUAUUGAAGUUAUUGAAAAUGUUCCUCAAGAGAUUCGUGAUAGGACCACAGAGCUGCGUGAACUUGAUCUGAGUAUUCAGAAUGCCCAUGACAAGCUGGAGGAACAGGUCAGGGCUUUUUUCAGCACUGCUAAAAAAAUGAAGCCCCAAGAACGUGAUGCUAUUUAUGAAAGAAUAAGAAAAGACUACUACAAACUACUUGAUGAUGCAGAUGAAAAAGUUGAUGUUGCCACUAACAUGUAUGAUUCUCUAGAGCGCUACACAAGAAAAUUAGAUCAGGAGCUAGAGAAAUUCAAGUAUGAGCUUGAAGCUGACAGUCCUGGGAUUACAGAAGUUUUAGAGAAGCGAUCUUUGGAACUAGAUGAACCGAUCAAAGAAAACCAAAAGGAAAAUCGGUACCAUCAUCAAUAUGGAAACUCACGCAGCAGCAGUAGCAGCAGUGAUUGGAGAUCUCUGCCAUCAUCAGCUUUGGUUAAAAAAGAAGAAGGCAUUGAGGCUCAGUUUGGGCCUGGGUUAUCUUCUUCUCCCCCGUCUUCAUUAUCUUACACACUUGGUCAAAUUGGUGCUGGUAGCAACGCCAUUGCGGCUGCUGCUUCUCAGGCAAUAGCUGCAACGCAGCAACUCCAGCAGGGGCGUCGCAGUGCCAGCCUUAAGGCAUCUUACGAUGCCAUUGCACACGGCGUGCACGCCUCCGAGUUCUCAAUUGGCACCGAACUCGCAACUGCCGCGCAAACUGCCCUGGCUGCCUCUGCCCUGCCUCAGGACUCAACCGCCGCAAGCACCAGUGGUGCCAACGUUCCUGUUGGCAGUCUUAGCGCCGUGACUAAAACCAGCGGGACGUCAGGCUCUUCUACAACUAAGAGACAAAAGAAGAAACAUACUAAUGUUAAUUCUUCUGCUCCUUCUUUGGACCCAGCAUUAGCUGCUGCUGCUGUCGUUACUGAUGAGACCGUCGCCGAGGCUGGUGCUAUCGAAAGUCCUGACUGGACAUAUGAUCCCAACGAGCCGCGUUACUGUGUCUGCAAUCAAGUGUCUUACGGUGACAUGGUGGCGUGCGACAACCCACGUUGCCUGGUUGAAUGGUUCCAUUACCCGUGUGUGGACAUCACAUCGCCUCCAAAGGGCAAAUGGUUCUGUCCGCCAUGUUCUGUUUCCAUGAACAGGCGCCAGAAGAAGUGAACGCCCGUCCCCUAGCCAUACAAAUUGAUUCUCUCUUGUGUGCAGUUAUGUGUUUAUAGUUAAAUAAUCAAUAAUUAUUUAACUGUAGAUAGUUUAACCAUCUAUCUCUGAUCUCAGUUAUAUGUAGAUAUUGGAACGCAUCAUCUCAGUUACGGUAUAUGAAGAUGGUCGACUCAUCUAAGCAUCGCUUCUUCAAUUUUGAGUUGAUAUUUUAAAUUUGUGUGCCAUCAAACUGUUGUGCAGCCUCUACGUGAUCUCCUGUACAUGCUACACGAAACGCAACUCCCCAUGUUAUUUUUGGAAAUUAAGUGACGAUCAUAAGGGCCGAAAAUGCGCUCAUUAAAGAAAUGUUUCACUAACUCUUCAUAAUUUAUUUUCUUCUAAAUUUCAAAUAUUUUUUUAUUGGUGAAAUUUGCGUAAAAGUUUUCCUUAGGGUACGAGUUUCAGUUCUGAACACACAUCGGGGUUUAUUGCAGUAAGAAAUUUCUGCUUGAGAAUGGAAACACGAGGCCACGUGUAGCAUCAAGACAAAGGCGUCGUCCGAAUAAAUGAUGAGAAUAUACUUUGUUUGUUUCCAAUGGACUUCUUCGACGAGUUCAAUAACGUCAGCGAAGUUAUUUAACAACUUUAAUAAAUUAUCGGUGUUGUACUGACUGUUGACUCUCUACGAUGCGCAUAGCAUUUAAAAUUUGAAAGCAUAGCAUAGCAUUUGUAACAUGAAAGGGUUUAGUGGGAACAAAAAUUUAUUUUGCGUUUGUGAAUAGCAGUUGAACUUUGAGUAGUUGAUGAACUUGGCUUAAACGAUUCAACUCGCAAUUGAUAAGCGGCUUCGAAUCAAUAUAUUUGCAAAUGGACGUAAUUAUUUUAUAUCUUUUUAGGAAGGAAUUAAUCACAUGGAAGUUGUAAGUAUGAGUUUUCGGGCUGUAUCCGUCGGUUAACUCAUCUCAAGAAAUAAGAUAAAACAAAUAGAAGAUUCGUUCAGCUUCUCAUACUUCUGAUAGGCAUUAUUUACAUACAUUGUGAAAUUGUAGAAACUUUGUAAUAAACAUUCUGCUGCCGUGA